Molecule: messenger RNA, 1341 nt
Organism: Marmota flaviventris (yellow-bellied marmot)
Lineage: Eukaryota; Metazoa; Chordata; Mammalia; Rodentia; Sciuridae
Source: RefSeq, a predicted model, not a curated record
AUGACCAUGUUUGAAAAUGUCACCCGGGCCUUGGCCAGACAGCUAAACCCUCGAGGGGACUUAACACCCCUGGACAGCCUCAUUGAUUUCAAGCGCUUUCACCCCUUCUGCCUGGUGUUGAGGAAGAGGAAGAGCACACUGUUCUGGGGGGCCCGCUAUGUCCGCACCGACUACACCCUUCUGGAUGUGCUUGAGCCAGGCAACUCACCCUCAGAUCCAACAGACUCUGGGAACUUUGGCUUUAAGAAUAUGCUGGACGCCCGAGUGGAGGGAGAGGUGGAUGUACCAAAGACGGUGAAGGUGAGGGGGACUGCCGGGCUCUCCAGGAACAGCACGCUGGAGGUCCAGACACUCAGUGUGGCUCCCAAGGCCCUGGAGUCCUUGCACGAGGAGAGGAAGCUGGCAGCAGAUCACCCUUUCCUGAAGGAGAUGCGAGAUCGUGGUGAGAAUCUGUAUGUGGUGAUGGAGGUGGUGGAGACGGUACAGGAGGUCACUCUGGAGAGAGCCGGCAAGGCAGAGGGCUGCUUCUCCCUCCCGUUCUUUGCCCCACUGGGGCUACAGGGAUCUGUAAACCACAAGGAGGCUGUAACCAUCCCCAAGGGCUGCGUCCUAGCCUUUCGAGUGAGACAGCUGAUGGUCAAUGGCAAAGAUGAAUGGGAUAUUCCCCACAUCUGCAAUGAUAGCAUGCAAACCUUCCCUCCAGAAGGUAAGCUGUCAGUUGAAGGACUGGUGUGUAUAUUUCCUGUCCUCAUAGGGGAGGUACAUGAGGAUUUUGGGACACUGAAAGAAGAGGUUCAGAGAGAGACCCAAGAAGUGGAGAAGCUGAGUCGAGUGGGGCAAAGUUCCCUGCUCAGCUCCCUUAGCAAACUUCUAGGGAAGAAAAAAGAACUCCAAGACCUGGAGCUUGCACUUGAAGGGGCUCUAGACAAGGGACAUAAAGUAACCCUGGAGGCACUCCCAAAAGAUAUCGUACUAUCAAAGGAGGCUAUGGAUGCUGUCCUCUAUUUCCUUGGAGCCCUAACAGUGCUGAGUGAAGCCCAACAGAAGCUUUUGGUAAAGUCCAUGGAGAAAAAGAUCCUACCAGUGCAGCUUAAGCUGGUGGAGAGCAUGAUGGAACAGAAUUUUCUGCAGGAUAAAGAGGGCAUUUUCCCCCUGCAACCUGAGUUGCUCUCCUCCCUUGGUGAAGAGGAACUGACCCUCACAGAAGCUCUAGUGGGGCUGAGUGGCCUGGAAGUGCAGCGAUCAGGCCCCCAAUACACGUGGGAUCCAGACGCCCUCCCCCACCUUUGUGCCCUUUACGCUGGUCUCUCCCUCCUUCACCUGCUAACUAAGGCUUCCUAA